Messenger RNA from Suillus fuscotomentosus, 456 nucleotides. RefSeq lists its product as uncharacterized. The coding region runs from base 15 to 245 and encodes 76 amino acids. Lineage: Eukaryota; Fungi; Basidiomycota; Agaricomycetes; Boletales; Suillaceae. The record is from RefSeq and is a predicted model, not a curated record. The transcript has 2 exons.
CUGAUAUUCGUAAGAUGACUCGGAUAAGGUUAAUGAAAUUUGUAGUCGGACAGUUAGUAAUCGGAUUCGGACUCCCCCUAUUGAAGUUGGCCGAUGACUUCGUAAGCUCGCGACGGUUUUCCAUCAGACGUUUUCCGGACCAAAAAGGAGAACUUGGCGUGAACCUAGCGAUGACAUCGCUUGGAAACAAGAAUUCAAAGGGUUUGAUUGACAGUAAAAGAUGGGACAAGGACAGAGUUGGUUAGAUGGUGAAAGUAAGACGACAAGUCUGGGCAGCCAAGUCGAUGUUGAGGAAGAAAAGGUACGGAAGAGACCGAGGGUGCCAAGGAUGUCGAUGAGUAAUCAUGGAUUGUUUACAAAGACAGACAGGUCCGACGUGAGUAUAGGCACGAUGUAGUACAAUGUUCGAUGACAAACGUUGCCAGCGUGAGGAAUAUUAUUUUAAGAGGAAGUCGA